AUGGUAACUCCAUUGAAGUAUAAAAAUAAAUGGCAAUGUGGUUCAUGGUCUUAUCAAGAGAAGUAUGUUAAAUUUAUAGUUGAAAAUCAAGAUGUCUUUCUUGGGGGAUUUUAUGAUAGUCAGGAAUGGUUAUUAUUAGAUGCUACAAUAACAUCAAAUAUAAUGAAUUAUAUAGGUAAUGAAACAUUUUCAAUGGUUGAAAUGAUGUUAACAUUACGAAGACAAUCAUUUUAUUAUGUUUUUAAUUUAGUUUUUCCAACAACAUUAGUAUCAUUGGUUGCUGUUAUUGGUUUUCAUGCACCUAUUAAUGCAACUGGACGUCGUGAAUCAAAAUUUCGUCUUGGUAUUAUGACACUUUUAUCAAUGUCUGUGAUGCUUUUAAUGUUGGUUGAUGAAAUGAAAUUUUCAUUAGCUUCUAUACCUGGUCAACGAGGUUCUUUUUCAGAUGUCCCAUUAUUAGGAAUAUAUUAUAUGACUUUAAUUUUUCUUAUUAGUGUUGCAACAUGUACCUCUUCAAUUUUUGUUCAUCUUGAAAAAUAUGCAUUAAGGAAUCAAAAUUUUUAUUCUAUACCUUGUUAUUUAAGAUUUUUAAGUGCAAAAAAACUUUUUUGUUGUUAUGUACCAGAACCAUUAAGAGUUAAUAAAGGUGAAAAUUUUAAAAGUAAUAAAAAUAUCAAACUUCAAAGUCGUCAUUCUUCUUUAGAUAGUACAAUAUUUAAAAAAUUAAUUCCUACAGAUAUAAAUUUUGUUGAUUGUACUCAACAAAUUAUCCCACCUAAUAGUGAAAGUUUUGAAGAUCGUGUAAUAAAAAGUGGUGGACAGGCAGAUAAUAAUAAUAUUACUUCAGCAGCUGCACAUCCAGAGCAAUUAUUUGAACCAUCUAAUUUAGAUCUUCAAAAAAUAGAUCUUUUAAUAUCAUUAAUGCGUGAUUUUAUUGAUCUUAAGCAUAAAAUGCAACAAAGAAAUUUACUACCACCACAUUGGGAAAGGGUAAUACGAAGAUUAGAACAUCUUUCAUUAACAUUUUAUCUUUUAAUGAUAGCUCUUGAUUUAGCAUUAUUUUUAUGGCCUGAAAUAUGGUAUUAA
Molecule: messenger RNA, 1086 nt
Organism: Strongyloides ratti
Lineage: Eukaryota; Metazoa; Nematoda; Chromadorea; Rhabditida; Strongyloididae
Product: Neurotransmitter-gated ion-channel transmembrane domain and Neurotransmitter-gated ion-channel ligand-binding domain and Nicotinic acetylcholine-gated receptor, transmembrane domain-containing protein
Exons: 3
Coding region: 1-1086 (361 amino acids)
Biological process (GO): nervous system process; chemical synaptic transmission; regulation of membrane potential
Cellular component (GO): membrane; neuron projection; synapse
Molecular function (GO): extracellular ligand-gated monoatomic ion channel activity; neurotransmitter receptor activity; transmembrane signaling receptor activity
Source: RefSeq, a predicted model, not a curated record